AUGUGGAAGGGCUUAAGAAUAACGCAGACUCAGCUUUCUAAGCUACAUUUUAAUGGGCACAAGCUUCAGCCAGUUGGUGUACCCGCUUUAGAUUCUGUAUUAAAUGAGUGGUACGAGUUUUGCAAUAAGCCCCCUAAAGGAUUUGAAAAAUAUUUCAAACCGGGACCCAGUCAAAAACAACAAAAAAAACCGGAGAAAGAUGAUUCUCCUGCACCGUCAAAAAGUUCACCGCCACCGUCCAAGCCGAGCUCUUCACAGGAUAAAUGGAAUAUAAAUAUGUUUUCUAACACUGGUGGUGGUAGAGGUUCCGGUCGAGGAGGCUAUGAUGGUCAGGACAAAGAAAAGUGGAUGAUGUUCGGCGCUGUGGGUGUCGUAACAUUACUUGCUUCCAUCGCGUACUUCGAACUUAGAUACAGAGAAAUAAGCUGGCGAGACUUUGUAAAUUUAUAUUUAAAUAAAGGAGCAGUGGAAAAAUUGGAAGUCAUUAACAAAAAAUGGGUUCGUGUCCGAUUAAAUGCAGGAUCAGCACUUGAAGGAAAAAUUAUUUGGUUCGCCAUAGGCAGUGUCGAUUCAUUUGAGAGAAAUUUAGAAAAUGCACAAAUAGAAAUGAGUGUUGAACCACCAAACUUUGUCCCUGUUAUUUAUAAGACUGAAGUAGAGGCUGCUAGUUUAACUGGAAUGCUGCCAACAUUAUUGAUAAUUGGUUUUUUGAUAUACAUGAUGAGAAGAUCAGCUGAUAUGAUGGGCAGAGGCGGUCGGAAGGGUGGAGGACUCUUUGGUGGUGUUAUGGAAUCAACUGCUAAACUUAUCAACCCAACAGAUAUUGGUGUAAAGUUCCAAGAUGUUGCUGGUUGUGAGGAGGCAAAGAUUGAGAUUAUGGAAUUUGUUAAUUUUCUUAAAAAUCCCCAGCAAUACAUAGAUUUAGGAGCUAAAAUACCCAAAGGUGCCUUACUUACAGGACCCCCAGGUACAGGUAAAACACUUCUCGCUAAAGCCACAGCCGGCGAAGCCAACGUUCCAUUCAUAACUGUCUCUGGUUCUGAAUUUUUGGAGAUGUUUGUCGGUGUUGGUCCAUCAAGAGUUCGUGAUAUGUUUUCCAUGGCUCGGAAACAUGCACCAUGCAUCCUAUUCAUUGAUGAAAUUGAUGCCGUUGGCAGAAAGAGAGGAGGCCGCAGUUUUGGAGGUCAUUCUGAACAGGAAAACACACUUAAUCAACUCUUAGUUGAAAUGGAUGGGUUUAAUACUACGACCAAUGUUGUUGUGUUGGCUGCAACCAAUAGAGUUGAUAUUUUGGAUAAAGCUCUGUUAAGACCUGGUAGAUUUGAUCGACAGAUCUUUGUUCCAGCUCCUGACAUAAAGGGUAGGGCGUCCAUAUUCAAAGUACAUCUUACACCACUAAAGACUACAUUGAAUAAGGAAAAUUUGGCUCGUAAAAUGGCUGCAUUGACACCAGGAUUUACUGGAGCUGAUAUUGCCAAUGUAUGCAAUGAAGCAGCCCUGAUAGCCGCAAGAGAAUUAGCUAACGACAUCACUAUGAAAAACUUCGAACAAGCUAUUGAAAGAGUUGUCGCUGGCAUGGAAAAGAAAUCCAAUGUCUUACAACCUGAUGAGAGGAAGAUUGUAGCGUACCAUGAAGCGGGUCACGCGGUUGCUGGCUGGUUUUUAAGACAUGCCGACCCAUUACUGAAGGUUUCCAUCAUACCUAGAGGCAAAGGUCUAGGUUACGCACAAUACUUACCAAAAGAACAGUAUUUGUACAGUAAGGAACAACUAUUUGACAGAAUGUGCAUGACCCUGGGUGGCAGAGUUAGUGAAGAAAUUUUCUUUGGCAGAAUUACAACUGGUGCUCAGGAUGAUUUGAAGAAGAUAACGCAGAGUGCCUACGCUCAGAUUGUGCAUUACGGUAUGAACCCUAAAGUUGGUAAUGUGUCAUUCGAAAUGCCCCAACCAGGCGAAAUGGUUAUCGAUAAACCAUAUUCAGAGAAAACAGCGGAAUUAAUUGAUUCAGAAGUAAGAGAUUUGAUCAACUCAGCCCACAAACAUACAACCGAUCUUUUGAUUAAACACAAACCGAACAUCGAAAAAGUUGCGGAGAGACUUUUGAAACAAGAGAUAUUAAGCAGAGACGACAUGAUUGAACUCUUAGGUCCAAGACCCUUCCCAGAGAAGAGUACUUAUGAAGAAUUUGUUGAAGGAACUGGAUCGUUAGAAGAAGACACGACCUUGCCUGAGGGUUUAAAGAAUUGGAACAAAGAGAAACAGCCAACCAUACCUCCACCUCAAUCUAUACCAGGAGCAAGUAAAAAUUAA
Molecule: messenger RNA, 2310 nt
Organism: Danaus chrysippus (African queen)
Lineage: Eukaryota; Metazoa; Arthropoda; Insecta; Lepidoptera; Nymphalidae
Source: the annotation of a GenBank genome assembly